AUGCCCUACGUCUUAUCAUUUGCGUCUCACCAAAAUCGCACCGUUACGGGAUCUUAUCCCAUCCCAGGCCAGUGGAAUGCGCCUAUGCAGAUGGACGUAUACCGUAUCACGGCAUUUUCCGCAUGGGGAUGGGAGAAACUACAGAGGCGACGAGGCAAGUGA
This is a messenger RNA of Fomitiporia mediterranea MF3/22, 162 nucleotides long. RefSeq lists its product as uncharacterized. The transcript is spliced from 2 exons. The record is from RefSeq and is a predicted model, not a curated record. Lineage: Eukaryota; Fungi; Basidiomycota; Agaricomycetes; Hymenochaetales; Hymenochaetaceae. Bases 1 to 162 code for a protein of 53 amino acids.